CAAUGGGAUUUUUCACGUAAGUCUUGUUUCGACCAAUCAAAUCAGUUCAUCAAUUUAGCCUGCUAUUUUCAUAUUUUGAAAGGCACGUCGCUAUUCAAGUAUGUGUAGAAGACCUCCUCUGAAAAACACCACUACUUUGGAAAGACCUAACUUCCACUCAAAUUAAAGACAAACAAAAACAUCUUCCACUCAGUAUGCCGGUAUGGAGUAAAAGAAAAGUAGAUGGGAAGCGACAGCAACAAAGGGAUCAUUCUUAGCCGGUGGACAAUCUAGCAGAAAGGUUACUGAUGAAAAUUUGACAAAGAUCCAUGGCUUAUUUUGAUUUGGAAAAUGAAGUGAACAGUGCCUUGAGAAUGGAUUUACCAUUAACGCGGGGCCCUCUGAUGAGGUGGCAGAGACGUGAGCAGUCACAAGUUUCCAAUUCAUUUCUUAACAGCUCUUCCAGCAACAGCUCAUCUGUGAAAACACCAAACAAAAGUCUAAACAGGUCCCAAUCCAGUGGAACUCUAUCCAAGACACCAAAAAAUAAAACUCCAGGCUCUGGAGGACGAAGGAAAACUCCUAGUAAUCUUGCUAAAACUCCAUCUGCCGGAGACAGAUUUAUUCCUAACAGAAGCACUACUGAGUUUGAUGCUGCUCAUUACAAGCUCUGUACUCAAAAUACAAUCAGCUCAGAAGACUGGUCUAUGUUGAGUCCUUCACAACAAGAAUACAAAAAACUUAUGAAUGAGAAUUUAAAUGGUGAUGCACUUGAUAAGAAGAUCAUUUCUUGCAAUAUGAAACCUCCACAAGCCCCUGAAGGCUAUCAGAACAAUCUUCGAGUUCUGUACAGUACGGGUAAGGCAGGAGUCAGUGCCAAAAAGACAACUAGACAUAUACCACAACAACCAGACAGAAUCUUAGAUGCUCCAGAAAUUCUGGAUGACUACUACUUACGACUGAUUGAUUGGUCAGCUCAAAAUAUACUAGCUGUUGCCUUGGGCAACAGUGUGUAUCUCUGGAAUGCAUCUCAUGGUGAUAUAACGCUAUUGUUGCAACUAGAAAAUGCUGGAGAUGAAUAUGUCAGUUGCGUCAACUGGACAGAAGAUGGAAGCCAUUUAGCUGUUGGAUUGUCCUCAGGGAUAGUAGAGCUCUGGGAUCCAGCUCAACAAAAAAGACUUCGUUCCAUGAGUGGACAUCCAGCUAGAGUGGGCGCUCUGUCAUGGAAUUCAUACAUUCUAAGCAGUGGUUGUCGCACUGGUGGUAUACAUCAUCACGAUGUGAGGGUUGCACAGCAUCAUGUGGGAACCCUUCUAGGACACACUCAAGAGGUCUGUGGUCUGGAGUGGUCACCCAAUGGUAAAUACUUAGCCAGUGGAGGAAAUGAUAAUUUGAUCAACAUUUGGCAGGCUGGAUCAGGAUCUCUUUUAACUGCAGGGGAAACUUUGCAUACUUUUAACCAACACCAAGCAGCUGUUAAGGCUUUAGCUUGGUGUCCAUGGCAGAAUAAUGUUCUUGCAAGUGGUGGAGGUACAGCUGAUAGACACAUCCGUUUCUGGAACUGCAAUAAUGGUGUUAGUCUUGGUGCUGUUGACACCAAUUCUCAGGUGUGUGCAUUACUGUGGUCUCCAGAGUAUAAAGAAAUAAUCUCAGGGCAUGGAUACACUCAGAACCAGCUCACAAUUUGGAAAUAUCCAACAAUGACUAAAGUGUCAGAACUUACAGGUCACACUGCUAGGGUGCUUCACAUGUGUUUGUCUCCGGAUGGGACCACAGUGGUGUCUGCAGGGGCUGAUGAAACCUUGAGGUUGUGGAAAUGUUUUGACAUUGAUGAGACUGCUAAAAAGACAAAAUCCAAAGCCAUGAAGUCUGAGACGUCUUCCAGUUUAAUGGUACAUUUGAGGUAGUAAUAAAGGUAUGGGGGGAUUUACUUGGCAAAGUUGGUUUCAUAAGAGAAAAAAAAUUAUGUUCAAUUACCAUUAUGAAUUAUAAAAACACAAAUUAAGUCAAAAUUAAGUUUUUAAUAGUUAUUUAGUCAUUUCUCUUGUAAUUGGUUCAGCAUUAUGGAAAACAAGAAAUAAUGUUGUCAAAAGUCUAGAUUAAUUCAAUCUUAAUUUCUGUUCAUGUCUAAUUCUGUGUGAUUUUGUUUUCUGUAUCAGUUAUACAGAAAUGUCAAUGCUUAAAAUGACAAAUUUUUUUCUUUUUGAAAAAUGGCAACUAUUCAGUGUCUUGAGCCUGUAUUAUGUUUUUAACAGCGCUACAUAAAUUAUUUUAUUUAAUAUUCAGUCAAUAAUUUCUUUUUGUAAAGUUCUUUUGUUCUGUAUUUAUAUGGAUAUUUAAAGUAGAUAUGAAUCUGUAGGGUAUAUAGAAGAUCUACAUCUUUAGUGGACAACAUUAAAAUCUAGGCCUUUAAUUUGAGCUUAUGAUUUUUGAUUUUUUUUUUUGUGAAUGAUGAAGUUAAACUUGAAAAUACGAAUUUUAAAUGCAUUUUAAAUUAUUUGGAAGAAAUACUACAUAUUGAGAUCUAUUUAUCUAAUACAAGUUAAUAUAUAGAAGUGUAGUUAUGUUUAAGUUUUAUAGUUAGUUUCUUAAAGCUUUGUAAAUGAAAUUUAUUUGUGAAAAAAAUUGCUGGUAAUGGUAAUAGCUCUUUAAGAUAUUGUUUCAUCUGGAAUUAAUUGUUUUAAAGGAUGUUUGAUAUGAUAUACAUAUAUAUUUUAUAUCUGUGGUAGUUUUUAAUUGUAUUUUAUAUAGUGUAUUUUAUUAUUUUUGUUUUUUUACAGUAUUUUUUUUUAAUAUAUCAUGUUCUAUCUAUAUGUGAUUUGAUAAAUUAUAUGUUGUAUUAUUGAACUGGUAAACAAAUUUGAUUAAAAAGCUUCAAAGAUU
Biomphalaria glabrata is the source of this 2862-nucleotide messenger RNA. Its product is annotated as cell division cycle protein 20 homolog. Gene Ontology annotation, molecular function: anaphase-promoting complex binding; protein binding; ubiquitin ligase activator activity. The record is from RefSeq and is a predicted model, not a curated record. NCBI's taxonomy places the organism in Eukaryota, Metazoa, Mollusca, Gastropoda, Planorbidae. Gene Ontology annotation, cellular component: anaphase-promoting complex. The transcript has 12 exons. Gene Ontology annotation, biological process: positive regulation of ubiquitin protein ligase activity; anaphase-promoting complex-dependent catabolic process; positive regulation of anaphase-promoting complex-dependent catabolic process. Bases 309 to 1886 code for a protein of 525 amino acids.